AUGCCCUUCUAUCAGUCAACAUCUCUCAGCACACUAACUGGUCUAGAGUCAGCCAGCUCUAGCUCUCCAGUCCCACCCUCUCUGCUUUCUAUUUAUAUUCAUCCUAAUUUCUCUCCAGGACUAUUUUCUACCUCUGAUGACGCACUGCUGUCACUUGUUGCCCUUCUUCUACUUUAUUUCUGUCUUUCUUCUCCACACAACUCCUGUGAUCGGACUCAUGGAGUUGUUGGAAUGGUUGGUAUGCUGGAAUCCUUCAUCGUCAACAUUUGUGCGUUCUUUUCCAACGUACUCCGUGCUUUAUGGACAAUAUUAAACUCUGAGCCAGCUGGUUUGGCAAACCAAGGGCCUUCUCUCAGAGAUUUCAUGGAGGAGUUGAGUCCCAGAAAACUGGCUGAAAAGCAGCUGAAAGAACGGUUCCUGGAGGCCUUGCAGGCAAACAAUGCACAGGAAGUCCUGCAGAUUUUACAUACCAGCACACUAGAUAUUGACACCGUGCUGGAGGUGGAUGAUCCCAGCAUGGUCCUGGCCUCAUACAAACAAGGAUACUGGCUACCAGGCUACAAACUGGAGAAGUCCUGGGCAAUGGGGAUCCAUGUAUGUGUGAUGUACAAUGCUGUGGAAACAGCACUGGUACUUCUUCAGAAAGGCGCAGCUGCGAACCGGAUGCCCAAUGGGAAGACUCCGCUGCAUGUGGCCUGCGAGGUCUCCAAUGAAGACUGUGUGGCCUUGCUUUUGGAUCAUGGGGCAAAGGUCAACAGCCUGUCACUGAGUGGACACACACCGCUGCACUACUGCAUUACCCAGGAGUCUGUAGGCUGUGCCAAACAGCUCAUACUCAAAGGUGCGAAAGUCAACAAGGCGAGCCACAACAAUGAAGCGGACACACCUCUACACACAGCAGCCAGAUUUGGUGUCCCGGAGCUGGUGGCUCUCUUUUUGGCUCAUGGAGCAUCUGUGAAUGCAAUGAACUCUAUGCAGGAGACUCCUCUGAUGACUGCAGCCUACUGGGCUUUUGACACCAAAGAGCAAAUCUAUAGCCAAGACCACCAUCUAGUCUGUCGCCUCCUGCUGGACCACCAAGCUGAUCCCAAUCUUCAGGAGGAGGACCACAAAACAGCUCUUCACAAGGCAGCCUGGAACUGUGAUCACGUCCUCAUAAAGAUGCUGCUGGAGGCUGGAGCAGAUCCUCGAGCCAUGGACAUCAACGGCUGUUCCCCCAUUCAGUAUCUCAUCAAGGUGACAGAAGUCAGACCCAUGGCCAUACCGGACCUCUGCUUUCAGCUGCUGCUCAACUACAAUUCAGCACGGAUCUACCCAUCACAGUUCCACAAGGUGUUGCAGUCCUGUCAUGACUACCCCCGAGUAAUAGAAAUCUUGGUUAACUCUUAUGAAAGUAUAAAGCCCACAAGGAAGUGGAGAGCUGCUAUUCCUGAUGACUGCUACAAGCGCCAUAAAGACUUCUACGACUCUAUGUUUGCCGUUUGCAUCAACGCUCCUCGCAGUCUGCUUCACCUCAGCAGAUGUGCCAUCAGAGCCGCCCUGGGCAGGCUCUGUGACAGAGGAGUGCCACAGCUGCCUCUGCCAUUAUCCAUGAAGAAAUACUUAUUACUGGAACCUGAGGGGAUGCUGUACUGAUGGAGAUGCUUUGGCUGUCUAAUGUGCAGAAUGUGGCCUAAUGAGCUGAAUAGAAACAUUUAUUAAGUGCCUCUCCGC
Messenger RNA from Archocentrus centrarchus (flier cichlid), 1713 nucleotides. It is a transcript of the gene asb4, whose product is annotated as ankyrin repeat and SOCS box containing 4. The record is from RefSeq and is a predicted model, not a curated record. Bases 1 to 1635 code for a protein of 544 amino acids. Gene Ontology annotation, molecular function: transcription cis-regulatory region binding; protein binding. Gene Ontology annotation, cellular component: nucleus. Gene Ontology annotation, biological process: intracellular signal transduction; positive regulation of transcription by RNA polymerase II. NCBI's taxonomy places the organism in Eukaryota, Metazoa, Chordata, Actinopteri, Cichliformes, Cichlidae. The transcript has 6 exons.